AUGCUGUCGACGCCGCGCGCGCGCGCGGCGCCGCGCGCGGCGAGGGCGACGCCCGGGGCGGGACGACGCGGCGAGGGAUCGCGCCGCAUCGGCCGCGCGCGGGCGGUGUCGGAACCGAAGCCGGCGAGCGAGAUCGACUGGAACGCGAUCGGAUUCGGACUCACGCCGACGUCGCACAUGUUCGUCGCGACGUGCGAUCUGGGCGGGACGUGGAGCGCUGGUGAGGUGGUGCCGUUCGGGAACCUCUCGCUGAGCCCCGCGGCGGCGGUGCUGAAUUACGGACAAGGCGUGUUCGAGGGCAUGAAGGCGUUCAGGACGAAGGAUGACGAACUAUUGGUGUUUAGACCGGAUGAGAACGCGGCGAGGUGCGAGGAGGGCUCGUUGAGGAUGUCGAUGCCUCCGGUGCCGAGGGAUCUUUUCCAACAGGCGGUGAUGAAGACGAUUAGCGCGAACGCCGACUACGUGCCGCCGGUUGGGCUCGGAUCGCUCUACUUGCGACCGCUUUUGAUCGGUACCGGGGCUAUUCUGGGUUUGGGACCGGCGCCGAGCUACACGUUUCUGGUGUACUGCUCACCGGUGGCGUCGUACUUCAAGGGGGGACAGCUCACGCCCAUCGACCUCACCGUGGAGGAGACGUACCAUCGCGCCGCGCCCGGGGGCAGCGGGAGCACGAAGUGCAUCGGUAACUACUCCCCGGUGCUCAAGGUCCAACUGGAAGCCAAGCGUCAGGGCUUUUCUGACGUCAUGUAUCUCGACGCGAGGGAGAACAAGUACAUCGAAGAGGUGAGCUCGUGCAACUUUUUCUGCGUCAAGGGCAACACCAUCUCCACACCGGCGCUUCAGGGCUCGAUUCUUCCGGGGAUCACUCGCAAGUCCAUAUGCGAAAUGGCCGCCGCGCGCGGCUUCAAGGUCGAAGAGCGUAACGUCUCGAUCGAGGAGGUCAUGGACGCGGAUGAGUGCUUCUGCACUGGCACCGCCGUCGUCGUCGCGCCGGUCGGAUCCAUUACGUACAAGGGAAAGAAAGCCCAGUUCUGCGACGGUAAAACUGGUCCGGUGACCCAAGCCAUGUACGACGAGCUCACUGGUAUCCAACAGGGUCGCAUCCCCGACGAACGCGGCUGGAACGUCAAGGUUCCAAAGGAUUUCCACCUCUGA
Molecule: messenger RNA, 1155 nt
Organism: Ostreococcus tauri
Lineage: Eukaryota; Viridiplantae; Chlorophyta; Mamiellophyceae; Mamiellales; Bathycoccaceae
Product: Branched-chain amino acid aminotransferase II
Exons: 1
Coding region: 1-1155 (384 amino acids)
Biological process (GO): branched-chain amino acid metabolic process
Molecular function (GO): branched-chain-amino-acid:2-oxoglutarate transaminase activity
Source: RefSeq, a predicted model, not a curated record